This is a messenger RNA of Cloeon dipterum, 1240 nucleotides long. RefSeq names its product putative E3 ubiquitin-protein ligase UBR7. The transcript is spliced from 5 exons. Bases 115 to 1125 code for a protein of 336 amino acids. Gene Ontology annotation, cellular component: cytoplasm. Gene Ontology annotation, molecular function: ubiquitin protein ligase activity; zinc ion binding. Lineage: Eukaryota; Metazoa; Arthropoda; Insecta; Ephemeroptera; Baetidae. The record is from RefSeq and is a predicted model, not a curated record.
UGUGAUCGUGCUCAGUCGCCCAAAAUUUCAUUGCAAAGGCCUCGCCAGGCAUUUAAAUUUCGCCACUUUAAUAGUUUAUGAAAUAGUAACAAAAGUUCCAAGUGGACUCAAGCCAUGUCUGCAGAUGAAGCCAAGAACAAGAAAGAGGAAGUGACGAUGGUGGACGUUCUUCAGGAGGAGGAAGAACUGGAGCAAGAUGCAAACGCCGUGCUGGGGGGCUCUGAUGAUCAACAUUGCACCUACUCAGCUGGAUAUGUUCCUCGCCAGGCCCUGUACCUGUGCACAACUUGUAUCAUCACACAGGGAGAGGAAGCGACCUCGGCUGGAAUUUGCCUCGCAUGCUCCUACAAAUGCCAUGAGGGCCACGACCUUGUGGAGCUAUACACCAAAAGAAAUUUCCGCUGUGAUUGUGGCAACUCCAAAUUUGAGCAAAAAUGCCGUCUUGAGCCUGAGAAGGACAAGAUGAAUGAAAAAAAUGGAUAUAAUCAAAACUUCAAGGGUGUUUACUGCACAUGUGCUAGACCUUACCCAGACCCUGAGGAUGAGGUUGAAGAUGAAAUGAUCCAGUGCAUUAUCUGCGAAGAUUGGUACCACACAAGGCAUUUGGGGGACGUGGAAAUCCCAUCAGAGUUUGCCGAGAUGAUCUGUGGAUCUUGUAUGGGCAAGACGCCAUUCCUUUCUUACUACGCUAACAAUAAAACAGAGGUGGUUGAAGACUGUCCUCUGAAAUCUGCUGAAAUUCCUGAAAGUAAGGUUGAAACAACAUUCUGGUCUGAAGAUUGGAGGACCCGUUUGUGCAAAUGUGGAGACUGCAAAGCGAAAUACUUGGAAUUGAACGUGGAGUUCCUCUGCAACAUUUCUGACAUGGUGCAGGAAUAUGAAAAGCAAGGGUUGGAUCAGCCUACUCAGUAUGAGCAAGGUCUUCAAGCUCUUGGAAACAUGGACAGGACGCAGCAGAUUGAAGUUCUUACUGAGUACAGCCAGAUGAAGGAUGAGUUGAAAUCCUAUUUGGCCAAGUUUGCUGAAGAAAAGAAAGUUGUCACAGAGGAAGACAUCAAGGAGUUCUUUGAGGGCCUGAAAGCAAAGAAAAGGAGGCGAAUGGAGGGACCAGAUCUUGUUUUUUAAAUCAUGCCACAAUAUUCAACAUUCCUUAAACCAUUAUGAUGGCAUUUUUUCAUGAUUUUGUAGAAGUACUUAAAAAAAUUAAAUAUUCAUAAUUCCUGAUUACUGUAUAGAAAAA